AUGACUCUCGAUCCCUUCAUACCCAUCGCCCCGGCUAGGAUAAAAGUGCUGGUGCUGCCCAUCGGCCACAUCAAACGGGAGCGCUUCACCGCCUUCGUCAACCGCCUCAAUGAAGAGCACAUUGUCCACCUCCGGGACGUCACGCCCGACAGCCGGCCUCACAGAAACAUGUUCUCCCCCCUGGCCUUCCCGGGAGGCGCAAUGUUCUACGAGCUCAUGACCCACCAGCCCUCCCCUUCCCACCUCGCCCUCUCCCCCUUCGACCUCUGGCGCGAACAGCUAGCCGUGAUCGCCAUUGCCGACGGCACAGAGCUAGGCGCCUCAGUCUUCAACAAACGCCACUCCGGCGCCGGCGGCCGAACGGUAGAAGAAACCAACAUCCGAACCCUCUACCAAGACCUCGAAAACCUCCGAGACCAAUACCCAAAGAUGCUCGCCCACCAGGUCCUCAUCUUUGACUACCUCCCCGCCGGGGAGAACCCGAUCCCCAUCCCAGAAGGGAUAAUCACCAUCCCCCCACCCGACAAGCUCAAGCGCACAACCAUAAAGACGGUCAUGUGCGACGUGUCCUCCAUCAUCCUCGCCGAGAUGACCACCCUGGCCAAGUCUUUUGAGGGGCUAUCCCACAUCGACUCACCCGGUGUUCACUCUUCGGCCGCCCAAGACAGGAUGAAUGGUUUGGUGGGACAGGAUGGGAUGGCCAGGAGGAACUCGCAGUUUGCCCUCCCCGGCGGCAGCCGGUCCGUCUCGGCGACCGCUCUGGCAGAUCGCGGCCACCACGCGCGCAUGUCGAUGCCUCCUGUUUCGUCCUCCAAAACGGCGUCUUUUGGCGGCGGCGGCGGGUCGAGUAGUUCUACGCCGUCGGUGAGGCCUACUACUCCUAUAAGCGGGAACAAACCACUUCCCAAUCCGCCGCUCUACACGUUUGACAAUAUCAUUGGUCCCGCCUCUUCGGACCAACCACCAGCACGAUCCGACCCAACCGAUAGCUUUGGCAGUCAUGACAAAGUUUCUGUCCAAGGUUUUGGCUCGGGGGGUAUGGACGCGAGGAUAAGGUCCAAGUCUCGGUGUCGUAUCCAGGUUGUCAUUGGGAGUUUGUACCUCCAAUCCGGCCUCUGGUCCAACGCGCUGAAGGAGCUGACCGAAGCGGCCACGGUGGCCAAGUCGAUCAACGAUCAUGUCUGGCACGGGAAAGCGCUGGAGUUGUGUCUAGUCUGUCUGUUGUUGCUUGGAUGGGCGGGGAUAGAGUUUGCGAUCCCUAGCGUGCUGCUCCCGCCGGGUGACAAAGGGAGCGGGAUAGCGCAGCAGAUCAACGAGGCGGAGGCAAAAGACCCGAGGCAGGAGAAGUGGCUGAGGCAUCUGCAGUGUUACAUACCCGAGGUGGUGGAGAGGAUACUGGGGUUGUACUCGAGGCUGACGGCCGAGUGUUUGCCGCCUGUGCCGUGGAGCGAGGCGGUGGUGAGGUUUGCGAGGAUGUUGACUGCGCUGCACGUGGCUGGGGGGAGGUUGGGGAGGGAGAGCUUGGGGAUGAUGGUUUUGGGGGUGGAGGAGGGGGAGGGAGAGGGGAAGGGAAAGGGGAAGAGGUUGCUGACCACGAGUCCGAGGUUUACGGUGAACCCGACGAGGACGGUGAUUGUGCAGAUGGUUUUCAGGGCUUUUCCUGCCAGUGCGGCGAGCGAGUUGCUGAUGACUGUGGAUCGGGUGACAAUUCUGAGCGGGAUUGCGAGGGUGCUUGGGAUGUUGGGGUUUCAGAGGAAGAAGGCGAUGGUGGUGAGGGAGUUGGUCAGUGUGCUGAUUGGGGGGCUGGUGGAGGCUAGGACGAGGGGGGCGGCGGACGUGGGGAUCCAUCCGGCGGCUGGGCUGGUUGGGUUGAAUGGGAUGAAUGGGGGGGCGGGGGGUGGUGGUGGGAGUGGUGCGGGUGCUUUGGAUUUGGCAGAGGGGGAUGUUGAGAGGGGGAUUGACGAGUUUUUGGGGGUGUUGCUGAGGACGUAUGGGGUUGUGGGGGAUGUGGGACAGGCUGGGAAGGCGAGGGAGAACAUGCAGGUUGCCGUGACGGAUGAUGAUGAGAAGACUACGACGACGAGGGACACGAAGGAUACCGACUUGGAGGUUGUGGCGAGGAUUCAGAGGCAGUCGGCCGCGAGGUUUUUCGGCAUGCAGACUGUCAAGUUGAAUAUCCUGAGGUCGUGCAUCAACUUCAGCGAGGCCUUGCCUGACUUUGCGGGAGUGUUGAAAUACUCGAGCGAUCUUUUGAGGACGGCGGGAAGUGGGAUUGCGCCUGGUCCGAGGAGGGAGGAUGCUUAUCCUGCGAUAUCGAGGGAGGAACAGGUUCGUCUGAUGGCCAAUAUUCUCAAGACGUCGAACUUGUCCAAGAGGAUGGGCAUUGGCGAGCUGGCGGCUGAGUACUGGGACGAGUUUCUGCUCAGAGGCAUAAGGCUGGAACCUUUGCCUGUCACGAGAACGCCGGUUGCGCACGCCAAAACGGUCUUGCCUGGAGCGGCGACUGCUCGGGCUUCGCAGGAUGUGGACCCAUUUAUUUACAAUCCCUUUUUGAAGCGACCGGACACUGCCAUGGUUGAGUCGACGUUGGUUGCUGGUGAGCCAGCCACCUUUCGGCUGACACUCCAGAACCCUUUUGAAAUGGAGGUGGACAUUGAAAGUGUUCGUCUCGACACGGAAGGGGCCGAUUUUGAAUCAGGUGUCGAGCACACUAUUAUUGGACCCUAUCGGACGCAAAUCUUGAGAAUAUCCGGCACACCAAAAGCUGGCGGGACCGUCAAGGUUACGGGCGCGGUGAUCAAAGUGAGAGGCUGCCGGGAGAGGCGGUUUCCCAUUUUUGUUGAGCCUUGGGCCCCUGACAAUGAAACCAGAACAAAAGCUUCUGGGAUCACUGCCCUUGAGGCGAACAUGGUUGCCGUGUCACCGGCUGUCGAGCGUUUGAAGCCCUACAACUUUGACCUCAAAGUCAUCUCUCCACAGCCUACUGUGGUAGUCAAGUCGUCUACCCUCCCUCAGUCCUCGGUGAUGAUCUUGGAAGGGGAAAGGCAGCGGUUUUCAGUCACCUUGCAAAACCUGUCACCUGACACUCCUGUUGAUUUUCUUUUGUUUUCUUUCAAAGAUUCGACACAGGAACCCCUUCAAACCGCACUCAACAGCCGCGAUGCCACGGCCACGGAGCUCUACGAGUAUGAGCUCAUCCUGGCCAAGAAACAGGCGCUCCGUCUCCGCAACCGUGCCCGCAACGACCGGUUUAUCGCUCCCGGCCAAACAGCCACAUUUGACUUUGAAAUCUUGGGCAAACCUGGUCUGACGCACGGUCUGAUCCAGGUCGACUACGCGCACUUGGGUGUGCCCCCGGAUGAGAUCGCCGAGCAGUUCUACACCCGCCAAGUCUCGAUGGAGCUGACUGUGACGGUCAACGCCAGUGUUGACAUCAGCCGGGUGGACGUCAUACCGUUGAAUAGCUCCAUCCCCGAGUCGCUUUGGACCAAAUCCCUGGAUAAAACAACCCAACUCCUCACCCCGGAAACGCACUGCCUCUUGCUCCUGGAUCUAAGGAACUCCUGGCCGAGCCAGAUGACGGUGUCGCUAUCAUCAGGCGGCGGGGAGAAUGACAGGCCGAUCGGCAUGGAAGAACAUAUACUGCCGGGUAACACCACCCGUCUUGUCCUGCCCAUCAGGAGGGUUUAUCUUGAAGACCCCCACGCUUUCAUCCCGGCGCUCAACCCCUCUCGCCAGAGGCAGUUUGUGGUUUCGACCAAGAUUUCCCCCGAAGCCGAAAAAGCAAGCCGCGAAGCGUUUUGGUAUCGGGAAAAAGUCCUUGAUUCGCUCCGGGGGACGUGGAAGACUUUUACAGGCAAGACGAGAGAAGGGGAGAUUAGCUUUAGGGGGAUGAGGUUCAACAGCAAGAUGGUCGAUGUGAUCAGGGUUGAUGAGGUUGACAUUGAUAUCUCCCUCUCUGGGUCGGGGGAAAGGGAGGGGGGGAAGGAGGGGAAGGCAUACGUCGACGAGUUUCUGGAGCUCAAAGUAAGGGUUGUCAACCGGGGGAAAAGGCCGGUGUUGGGGUUGUUGAGGCUCAUGCCUGUGCUUUGCCAUCGGCCGUUUAAUGUCUCUUUGGAUUUUACGAGGAAGAUGGCAAAGUUUGCGUGGAAUGGGAACUUGCAGUUUCCGAUUGGACGGGUGGCGGGGGAUGGCGGGGUGAGGGAGGUGAGCAUGGGGGUUACGGUUUUGUGCAGGGGGGCGUUUGAGAUUGGGGGGAGUGUGGAGGAGGUUGUGCCGUAUGUGGAGGAGGAAAACGGGGAGGGGAAGAAGGAGGUGGAGGAUUUUGGGUUGAUGGUUGCCGGCGGGAGGAGGAGGGAGAGGAGGGUUUGGCAUGCUAGGAGGGGGUGUAGAGUUGUAGUGAGGGAUCGGCCUGAGGAGUAA
Messenger RNA from Podospora anserina S mat+, 4422 nucleotides. RefSeq lists its product as uncharacterized. The transcript has 2 exons. The record is from RefSeq and is a predicted model, not a curated record. NCBI's taxonomy places the organism in Eukaryota, Fungi, Ascomycota, Sordariomycetes, Sordariales, Podosporaceae. Gene Ontology annotation, cellular component: trans-Golgi network. Bases 1 to 4422 code for a protein of 1473 amino acids.